Anolis carolinensis (green anole) is the source of this 7598-nucleotide messenger RNA. RefSeq names its product phosphatidylinositol specific phospholipase C X domain containing 2 (gene plcxd2). Bases 546 to 1487 code for a protein of 313 amino acids. The transcript has 4 exons. Gene Ontology annotation, molecular function: phosphoric diester hydrolase activity. Gene Ontology annotation, biological process: lipid metabolic process. The record is from RefSeq and is a predicted model, not a curated record. NCBI's taxonomy places the organism in Eukaryota, Metazoa, Chordata, Lepidosauria, Squamata, Anolidae.
CAGCCGCCCUGGCAGGAGGGACACGAGGAGGUGCCAGGCCUGCCAGCCAAUCCGCGUGCCAGGGCUGCUUCCCCUUGAUCCCUCGCGUGUCUCUGUCUGUGAGUGAGUGAGUGAGUAAGAGAGAGCGCGCUUGCCGGGUGCUGAAAAGACAGAAGGCAAAGGCGAGGCGCUUCCUGCCUCCUCCUCCUCCUCCUCCUCCUCUUUCGCCAGCCAGGUGCGCCCCACCCGCGCAGAAGAGCCUCCCGACUUAGUCCGGUGAACCAAAUCCGGAGAAGUUGGAGCCGAGAAGAGCUCGGCGGGGAGGGAUUAACGCCUCGGGCAGGGCAUCAGAGGGCAAGGCAGAGGGAGAGAGUGGGCACAGAGAGAGGCUGCGGGAGAGAAGGGCAUCCGCCACGCUGGCCGGUCUCUUUGGAGCAUGGCGCAAAAGGCGCCGCUGAUCCCCGCCGGACGGGCCCGCUUUGGCCGCUGCAAGAGGAGGAGGAGGAGACGCGGCGGCGGGGCUCCCUGAGGAAGGCGGAGGGGACGGACCAGAAAGAGACCCGAGGAUGGCGGCGGAAGGCAAGCACGCGGACUGGAUGGGCUCCCUGCCGCCCCGCCUCAGCGCCCUGCCGCUUGCCCACCUGGCCAUCCCAGGAUCACACGACUCCUUCAGCUACUGGGUUGAUGAGAAAUCUCCUGUGGGACCAGAUCAAGCUACAGCAAUCAAACGGAUAGCCAAAAUUUCUUUGGUGAAGAAGAUAAUGAAGAAGUGGUCAGUGACACAAAACUUGACAUUCAAGGAGCAGCUUGAGGGUGGAAUCCGCUACUUUGACCUCCGUGUAUCUUCCAAACCGGGUGAAGCAGGCCAGGAAAUCUACUUCAUACAUGGCUUGUUUGGAAUCAGAGUAUGGGAUGGGUUGAUGGAGAUCAACACCUUUCUAACACAUCAUCCCAAGGAAAUAAUUUUCUUGGAUUUCAACCAUUUCUAUGCUAUGGAUAAGAACCAUCAUGAGUAUCUGAUCAACAGGAUUGAAGAAGUGUUUGAAUCAAAACUUUGCACAAAGGAAUGUGUAGAUGAUGUGACCUUGGAAAGGCUUUGGGAAAAGCAAAAACAGGUUCUUAUUUUCUACCAUCAUCCUUUUUGUGGAGAAUAUCCUUUUCUAUGGCCAGGGAGUAAAAUGCCAGCACCAUGGGCAAACACUACCAAUGUACAUAAACUACUACAGUUCUUAGAGACCACGCUUGGGGAGCGAGAAAAAUGUGGAACUUUUCAUGUUUCGCAAGCAAUCCUCACGCCAAGAGUGAAAACUAUUGCUCGACAUCUCAUUCGUGGCCUGAAAAAUACACUUGUUCACAGGAAUCUCCCUUUCAUUCUGAACUGGGUGAAGUCACAGAAACCAGGCAUCAUGGGCGUUAACAUAAUUACAUCAGAUUUUGUGGAGCUGGUGGACUUUGCAACUACUGUGAUUUCAUUGAAUAAUCUUCUUUUAGAAGACCAUAAAUCUUGAUUUUUGAAUUUUUCUCAUAGAAAUUUUAUGUUGCCUCCAUUUGAUGUGGAAAUGGUGUCUAGUUAUGCAGGAUGUGUUAUGUGAGAUGACGGCACAAAAGGCACACAUCUUGAAUUCGCUUGCACAGGUCCAGCCUGUCUUGUGAAGCGUGACUUUCUUUUUGCACUGGGCUGCACAUACAGCUGUUUGCCUGCAUCUGCUUAGACACACAGGAUGUGAUGUUGGCCAGCCAACUUGGAGGCUGGACACUUCAGCACAUGUAAAUCAUUAGCGGAGGCCUCUCGGUGGACUUGCUGAGCAUGUACUUUCAGCAUGUUAUGAAAACCAGGACUGCAGCUCCCUGGAUAGUUAUGAACAUUUAAGCACAAUUUUACCAGACUACUCAAAAGAUUUCCUCUGUUGGCUAUAUCAGUCAAGACACAUAUAUUCUGUUUCUUCCCUUGUACUGUAUUGUACAGUAAGCUACCUCGGCCAGUUUUUAAAGAAACAGCAACUGUUUAUUUAAAAUUAUGACCUUUUGUCAUAUAAUGUUGUGAAUGAAUUUUAAGAGUUCACUGUGAGGCAUGAAUUGUGCUUUUAAGCCUCCUUUUGUUUUUACUUGAGCUCACAUUAUAAUUUAUUAUGAAAAUCAGUAAAUUAAAUCUAACAGAGCAGAAAGGUGGAUGUUUUUAAAUGUAAUAAUGCAAUUUGUAUUAGUGUUGUUAAAUUUUGGAGAACAACUUCUGAGAAGUGGAGGCUGUGUUAGCACUGUAUAACAUUGGGCCAAUUUUGAUAUGAAGAAAUAACUAUGGAUUAGAAGUAAUCAUCUGAAUGAAAACAGUAAGAAUAAUUUUAAAGACUCAAAGUAUUAAAAGAAAACAGAUUUGAAACAUCUAAAACUGUUUAGGACAAUUUAAAGCCAUGUUUAUGCAGGCUUAGAUCACACCAGCAGUUCCCAAAGGCUCUAAUAAAGAGCCAUUACUUGGCACUUGAAUGACAAUAGUGUUGACACCAUUCUGCCACCUAAGAGAACAAUAUUCCAUAACUGGAUGGGGGCACAACAGAGAAGGCCCUCUCCAAUGUCUCCAAGAGUGUAUUGUCCUCCGUUGAUGGUGUACAGGAAGAUCCUUACAAUAGAUCUCAAUUUCAGGCAGGUCCAUAGAAGGAGAUGUGCUCCUUCAUUUAUGGCUUGAAAUAUUAUUCUCAGCAUCCUUGAAUGCAGAAUGGCUGUGUACUGCUAGCUGGUGCAAAAGCUAUGGCCUUUUUCUGAGCAUGGAUAAUUCCUACCAUUAUACUUUCUAAAAGUAAAACUUGUUUUUCAAUUCAGAGAAAAGGCUUGACUGACAGUCAGAAGUUUGAAAAGCAGUGAGCAAGUAUGAAAAUGGCAUGUGUGCUCAUGUGACCUUUCCUACAGAGUCCAAAUAAAUUUUUCAUUUCAGCACAAUGUGCACAUUCUUCUGUGGAUAUUUCUUCUGCAGUUCUUUGUUUUACAAAAGUUUGCUUGUUUUGUUGUGUUGCUUAAGAAAGUAUAAAACAGGGCACAGCAGCUUAUUCAACAGGCCAAGCUUUGUAUGAAUAAGGAGAUUGGUCAACAUCAAUCUCCAAUAUUACAUUGAUAUUUUUGCUAGGAUAAUCAAGUGUCUAAAAUAUACAUUUGUUCACUUUCUGUUUACAUACACAUCUGUGCAAUAUGUGUUGAUGCUCCUCUUUUAAUUUAAUAUUUGCAGAGGGGAGCAUUUAUUGUGCUUUGUUAACUUCUGUUUGGAAGUUUUUCACUUGACAUUCAUAACCGUUAGUCGUAUCAAUAUGCAUUGCAUGAUUUUAAUGGAAUGUCUGGGAAAGAACCAGAUUUGUUGAAACCACUUUCAGUUUGCCAAUAAGUGCAGAUGACCUCUCCCUAUGAUACCUAUUUUUUAUGUUAUGAAUUUCAUCCAGAAAUAGGUUUUAACAGAAAAUAAAGGUAAAAUUUGGUUUUCUCUUCAAAGGGCUGAAUUUUACAGUUUUGUAUAGAGCCUGGAAUUUGUUACUGUAUGAACCUACCUCUAGGUGGAAUCCCUGGGCUUAAAUAUGCCUUUCAAGUAAUUCCCUUUUUUUCUAUUUCUUCUGUAUUUAUUUUAAUAAAACAUAACAACAAGUGAGCAUUUUUACUUUUGCUGAGCAUGCAAUGUAGCAAUGAAAUAUGAUACUGAGGAUAUUGUCUUGAGACUGAAACAUUAGUACAACACAAUUUGGUAAAGAGAAACAAAGUAAUGAUGUCUUCAGACUUUGAGAAACUAGAAUCAUAGUGUUGGGAAGAAUUGUAACGUCCAACACAUGGCCAUGCAGAAAUGCACAUUCAAAGCUCUACCAAAAGAUGGCCAUGCAAUCUCUGUUUAAAAACCUCCAAAGGGACAAUACCAGAUCCUUUGAGGUAGUCUAUUCCACUGUUGAACAUAAUUUAUAAUUUUAAAACAUCUUCCUGGUUUUUAGAUCAAAUCGUUUUGUAUGUAACUUGAAUUCAUUGGUUCAUAGUCUCUGGUGCUGCAAAAACCAAACUUGAUCCAUCUUCUCCAUGGCAUCCCUUCAGUUCACUGAUCUUAGAGUUCUCUCCAUUUAUGAGACUUGGGAGAAAUGGUUCAAAGAGCAGCCUGUUAUUAAUGUUUACUAAAAGAUAAAUAUUAGAGGUUUGUCUUCCAUAUUCCUUCAGUUUAUGUCUAAUUUAUGACACAAAGGAAGGGCAAAAUAUAUUUUAAAUAAAUUUUUAGUUUAUAUGCUGCCAAGGCACAGAGAAAUAAGUGUUAAAAUAGAAGAUAUGAGAUAUUUUAAUAAUUAUAUAAUUAUCUUGCCUGUUUAACAUGGCAAGUAAAACUCAGCCAAUACAUUAUACAGUAUGGUGCUACCCCCUCACUGCAACUUUCACAUCAUAAAUCUCCUACAUAGUGAUUUUUAAUAAUAUCUGCUAUUGUUGAUAGUGAAAAUUUCCUUUGACUGUUUUCUCAUUGUAGUCUGAGGUGGUACACAAUUACCAUCUGAAGAAAUUGGCUUGUAAAAUUGAUAUACCAGAUCUUAGCAAGUGAAGAACAGAAUCCUCCAUAUGUUGAGAUGUUGCUUGAAAAUCUGCUUUCAGGAUAUGUCAGCUUUCUAGAGGAAGAGGUCUCAGUAACAGUGAAACAGCCAAUAUGAAAGUUGUUCAGAGCCCUUGUCUUCUGAACCUGGCGUAUUAUGAAGUAUUUGCUUUUAGUGAUUACAAGGUUAGGAACUGAAUAUAAGAUAUAUUUUUCCUGAAUUACAAAGGACCAGAUUUAUUUGGCUAACAUGGCUAAAUUAGCUUCCUUUGGAUAACUGUUUGCCAUCCAUUCAUUACCAUAUAUCUUGCCUUUGUCUCAGAUUGGGACUCAAGGUGGUUACAGGAAAAUUUUCUUUGUAAACAAGUCCAAUUCACAUUGAAGAAAUUCUGAUAAAUGGUUGAUUAUAAUUUAACUGUAUAGAUACACAUCUGUGCAAUGAAUCAUUGGGGUAAAGGGGCUCUUUUGUGGAUUUUAUGGACUGAGUGCAUUACCUAAACACUCAUAUCGAGAGCCAUCCAACCCAAUGUUGUAUGUUUAUAUAAGUAAGGGAGACUUGCACAAUUUGUGGCAUAUAGCUUGACGGCUUCAUGAAGAAGACAACAGUUUAACGGCAUCAAUUGCCACUUGUAAGCCGCCCUGAGUCCCCUCGGGUGAGAAGGGUGGGGUAUAAAUAAUUGAAAUAAAUAAAUAAAUAAAUAAAUAGGACAUUUCACUACCAAAGGUAUCAAUUGUGCAAAUUUAAAAAAGCUGAUUACAUAAAAUGUAUGAAGCUGUUAAGAACCAAAGGCUGGGGAUUCUUCUUGUGCAAUUUAAUAUUGGUAGAGAGGGGAGAUUGUGACAUAAAAAUACUUCUUUUUUUGUAAAUUAUUUCAUAUUGUUUCAUGUAUAUCAUUAUAUUUGUAAUUAGAAUAGAGUGUUUCAAAUACUGCUUUUAAACAAACUGAAAACACUACUAGUCUAUCUACAAUACUUAACAGAGUAAGUCAGGCAAAGUUAAGAUCUCCUGCACAAUGGAUGGUAGUAUGAUUUUGUCUAUAUUGAUUAGCAUAAAUAGGCUGAUCAUUUUAGAUGAUCAAACUGAUGGGUGAUCAGGAUUUAUCAAUAGGAUCGAGUGGCCUUUUGUAUUUUAGUUCCAUUCUUCAGCCUUGGUAGGUUUUGACAGCCAUCAGGAUUGGAAUAGAAGUGUGAGAGAGCUGGAAAUAUUAGAAUUUCAAAAUAGAUAGACAGGAGAGGAGAUGUGAAGGAAGUAUUACAUGGAUAAAAAGUGAGGCUUCUUGGGGUGUUGGAAAUUUGAUGAGUGCUAGGAGCUAUCCUGACUGUUUCAGAAUAGUUCCAUUGCUUCUACUAUGCUCUGCAGCAAAGUACUCUGUGCAUGUGCUCUCCUCAACAGGAAAUCAAUCCUCAGUGAUACUGUUCUGGAUAGGUACAGCAAUUAUGUAAUAAGACUCACCACAGCCAAGCCACUCCGUAAGGCUUAUUACAUAAUAGCCAUACCUAUCCAGAACAGUAUUACUGAGGCAUUAUUAAUCUUCUCCAAGAUGGAGGUAGGAAAUUGUCUUAGAUGCAUUCUGGCAUUAGUACAAUAAUGAAAGGGUGUGUUACUUUUGAUUUGCCAUCAACAAAAGCACUCUGUAGUUUUUUAUUUGCCUGCUACAGAAUUAAUCAUGUUUUACCUGCAGCAACUGUUUAGGUAACAGAACUGUGAAGGGAUGUGAAAUUCAUCUGCUUCUGGUAUUUGACAGGAGCACAAGAUAUAACAUUACCAAACAAUUUAUUUCCUCAUAAUGAGUCUUCUUACCUUUAUCUUAGGUGUACAAUUAGCUCUCCAUAUUCACUGGGUUUAGGGACACAGGACCCCAAGAAAGAAAGAGAGAGAGAGAGAGAGAGAGAGAGAGAGAGAGAGAGAGAGAGAGAGAGAGAGAGAGAGAGAGAUCCCUCUAACACGACUCUAUGGUCAACUUCCACUGGACAUUAACCAUAAAACUAAUGGAGGAUCCAAAUAUUCCUACAUGUGUUCUCUCUAGGAAUAUUUGGUGGAAUUUAAACAUAGGGUUGCACUGGAGGCUCUAGAGAUUCCUAGAAAGAACAUUUUAAUCAAAUCCAUAAGAACAACACUGCAAAUGUGGAAAGCUCAUUGCAUAUGUAAAUUCAACACUCAUGUGUUUUUCUAUAUUUCAUAACUACAACCAAUGUAGCAAAACAUUUCUUUGUUAUCAGGUUAAUGUCAAAAGAAAAAUGAGAAAAAUGUUUUAUAUUUCACUAUUUGCCUAAUUUUCUUAUGAUCCAGGAGCAAUGUACAGUUAAUGUUGCUGAUUUUGUUUGCAAUUAACUAUUACGAGUAAUAGAAGACUAUUUCAAUGAUCACUAUUUGUUGUCUAUUUAUUUUGCUUUAUACUAAGUACAAUACAUUGUCUCAGUUAAAUGUUUUGUUUUAUAUACCUAAUCAUUACUCCUCCACAUACACACAAGUAUACAUUUCAUUUUACUCUUUAAGUCUUUUGGCGAUUAUAUGUUCUACUUUAAGCUUUUUUAAUAUUGUAAAACCUGGAUACCUCUCUUUAUUUGUGCACACAAAAUUUGGGGCUAACACCUGUUUUUCAGUUUUCCUCAGAGCUUCGUUUCUAAUCCUGAUAUUUCUAACUUUAGAUGUGAGUGUGCAACCUGAAUGAAUAAAAUAAAAAUAUUCUAGUAAUUGUUUUGAUAUUCAAAAAAUUGUGCAAUGGUUUAUUUUAGAACAUAUCCAAGUUUGUUUUUUGUGCUUUUGUGUUUGUGGCCCCUUACAGAAAAUUGCAGAAACUGUUCUUUCAGUGAUUUAGUUUCUAUUCUAGGACAAAUAAAAGCAGUUGAUUUCAAACUAAAGAGAAGUUCAUUUUAUAAAAUGCAAAGUUCUGUUUUGCUGAAAGGUUUCACAGAAGGAGUAUGCAACUGGAUGCUGUCACAAUUGUUUGCAAUGGGCACAACUCAGCCUUUCUGCUUUUGAAUCUGUGAAAUUGCUAAACGUCUGAAUUGUUACAGUUUUUUUUCCACUGUUCGGAAUCCCUGUAAUGUCCUUUAAUAAAAGCAAGUAAAUUAAACAUACAGAGAA